This is a messenger RNA of Solanum dulcamara, 1496 nucleotides long. RefSeq names its product bZIP transcription factor 12-like. The record is from RefSeq and is a predicted model, not a curated record. Lineage: Eukaryota; Viridiplantae; Streptophyta; Magnoliopsida; Solanales; Solanaceae. Gene Ontology annotation, biological process: positive regulation of DNA-templated transcription. Gene Ontology annotation, molecular function: DNA-binding transcription factor activity. Gene Ontology annotation, cellular component: nucleus. The coding region runs from base 246 to 1106 and encodes 286 amino acids. The transcript has 4 exons.
CGUUUUCUCAUAAUAAGUCCAACUGCACAAACCACUUUAGUGUUUUCUCUUUUCCACUCACUUUAACACAUUCAAAAUUACCAGUCUCUCUAUUCUACACGCCUCUGGAGAAGACGAAGAAGAAGAAAAGAUCCAAACUUUCUGAAAUUAUAAGCAUCAAGAAUCAGUUAUUGUGUAUUCUGAGGAAAAUUUCUGCAAGAAAGAAAAGAAAAGGGAGAAACGAGAUCCCUAAAAAGUCGGUUGUUAUGGCGUCAAAGGUGAUGCCGUCAGCAUCAAGAACGCCCAAUUCGGAUCCUUCUCUACAUCCCCAAAACCCAACUUCUUCUCUACAUCACUCUCUUCCUUCUACAAACUUUGAUUCUAUGAACAUGGACGAAAUUCUCAACAACAUCUACUCUGAUUCCGACCCUUUUGCUUGCUCCGCCGCCCCUCCUACACCAUUUGCCCCCGCCGCCGGUGGUGAUGUGGGGAACACUAAGACUGUUGAUGAGGUGUGGAGGGAAAUUGUAGCAGGGGGAGGGAAUAGGGAGCCGGAGAUGACUCUGGAGGAUUUUUUGACCAAAGCUGGGGCGGUUACAGAGGAAGAUGUUAGAGUCCCGGUGAUCGCUCCUCCUCCUCCUCCACCUCCAGCCACGGAGGCUCCGUCUUCCGGAGGGUUUGUGGUGGAUAACAUGAUGGGUACUGGGAAUUGUCAGUUUCCGGUGGCCAUGCAGAAUGGACCAGGGGUGUACGGUAUGGAACCCCAACCCCACAUGGGAUUUGGAAAUGGGGUUGUGGCAAUUACAGGGAGUGGAAGUGGGAGUGGAAGAGGGAAGAGAAGGUCAACUGUGGAGGAGUUGCCGGCCGACAGGGCUACACAGCAGAAGCAGCGACGUAUGAUCAAGAACAGAGAGUCUGCUGCAAGGUCUAGAGAGCGAAAGCAGGCUUAUACUGUGGAAUUGGUGUCUUUGGUUACACAAUUGGAGGAGGAAAAUGCAAGGUUAUUGAGAGAAGAGGAGGAGAAGAAUAAGGAGAGACUUAAGCAGAUCAUGGAGAACCUGAUACCAGUGGUAGAGAAGCAAAGACCACCAAGACUUCUGCGAAGAGUUCGAUCUAUGAGUUGGUAGGUUGUCUUCAAAUCUCCUUAAAUCAUAUGAAGUAAUAAUCAAUAUGGUGCUUCUGUUGAAGCUGCUGAGAACUGAGAGGAGGAAGAGGUUGUUCUGGUUACUUGAGGAAUUUGAGACCGUACAUAGUCUAUAGUUUAACUUGUUAGAUGAGGGAACUUCCAAACUGGGGUAUGUAGUAUUAGAGGCUUAUAAGCUUUCUGUAGUAGAAGAGAAUAUACUGUAGUUUUAGCUUCCGCAAGCAUAUCAUGCUGGUUGCAGGGAAGAGUGAUGAACUUACUUGGUUCUCUGUUUAUACUACUAACUCAUGUUACAGUAUUGUCUGUUUUUUACAAUAAGAAUUGUUCUUACUAUUAAUACAAGUAUCUAUAUGCCAAGUCUUGAAUUUGUGUA